This is a messenger RNA of Phycodurus eques (leafy seadragon), 4933 nucleotides long. It is a transcript of the gene foxp2, whose product is annotated as forkhead box P2. Gene Ontology annotation, molecular function: DNA-binding transcription repressor activity, RNA polymerase II-specific; RNA polymerase II cis-regulatory region sequence-specific DNA binding. The coding region runs from base 468 to 2792 and encodes 774 amino acids. Gene Ontology annotation, cellular component: nucleus. NCBI's taxonomy places the organism in Eukaryota, Metazoa, Chordata, Actinopteri, Syngnathiformes, Syngnathidae. The record is from RefSeq and is a predicted model, not a curated record. The transcript is spliced from 19 exons. Gene Ontology annotation, biological process: regulation of transcription by RNA polymerase II.
GGCGUUGGCUGGCGAGAGUGUAUGAGACAGUGGUGCCCACACAGGAAUAUUUGUGCUUCUCUCUCUUUCUCUUCUCCCUCUCUCUUGUCUUUUUUUCCCCCUUUCUUUUUUAAUUUGUACUUUUAUUUACUCAGCCGCAGCUUGUUGUUGCGUUUCGUCUCGCCAUGGUCAGCUAGCUCGGACUGUCACAAGUGAAGAGCUUGGCCACAACAGAGGACUUCCCCCAUUCACCUACCUGCCCCCCUUUUUUUAUGUUUUUGUUUUUUGUUUGUUUGUUUGUUUUGCUAACUUCACCGCGAGGAAAAUAUACCUGACACUUGUUUUUGAUUGCUGCCAUUGUGGGACUCCUCCUCCCUCGUGACGGGCAACGCAAGUUCUAUCCCUUAGGAGCUGAAAUAUGCCUACUGUGCGCCUAUAGAAACAACCUGAAAAGACGCACGCUGUAAAGUCCAAAGUGGUUUUAAAUCAUGAUGAUGCAGGAGUCGGCCACAGAGACAAUAAGCAACAGUUCAAUGAGUCAAAAUGGAAUGAGCACCCUAAGCAGCAGCCAAUUAGAGGCUGGCAGUAGAGAUGGGAGAUCAAGCGCUGGUGACACAAGCGGCAGCGAAGUAAGCACAGUCGAGCUGCUGCAUCUGCAACAACAGCAGGCCCUACAAGUGGCAAGGCAAUUACUCUUGCAGCAGCCAGGCUGUGGCCUGAAAUCUCCAAAGAGCCAAGACAAGCAGCGUCCACUGCAGGUUCCAGUCUCAGUGGCCAUGAUGAGUCCCCAGGUGAUCACGCCACAGCAGAUGCAGCAGAUCCUCCAGCAGCAGGUGCUCUCCCCCCAGCAGCUCCAGGCCCUUCUCCAGCAACAGCAGGCAGUCAUGCUGCAGCAGCAACACUUGCAGGAGUUUUAUAAGAAACAGCAGGAGCAGCUUCAUCUCCAGCUUCUCCAGCAGCAACACCCUGGCAAGCAAGUGAAAGAGCAACAGCAGCAGCAGCAGCUGGCCGCCCAGCAGCUCGUCUUCCAGCAGCAGCUCCUGCAGAUGCAGCAGCUCCAGCAGCAGCAACACCUGCUCAACAUGCAGCGGCAGGGCCUGCUCUCGCUGCCCGGGCCCGCCCCCGGCCAGGCCGCCCUGCCCGGACAGACUCUGCCCCCGCAAGCCGGCCUGAGCCCAGCAGAGCUCCAGCAGUUGUGGAAGGAUGUGACCGUAGGCGGAGGAGGCGGCGGCCACGCCGGCCACACCAUGGAGAACAAUGGGAUCAAACACAUUGGCGGCGGCGGCAACAACACAGGCGCGAGCGGCACCGGCGGCCUGGACCUCUCCACCAACAACCACAAUAGCAGCAGCAACUCUUCGUCAACUACCUCCUCCUCCCAUCCCCCCAAAGCGUCACCGCCCAUCUCGCACCAUUCCAUCGCCAACGGACAGUCCCCUGUCCUCAACCACAGACGAGAGAGGGAGCGGGAACGGGAGCGAGAGAGUUCACAGCAUGAAGAAAACGGAGGCUCGCAUCCCUUGUACGGCCACGGCGUGUGCAAGUGGCCCGGCUGCGAGAGCAUCUGUGAGGACUUUGGACAGUUUUUGAAGCACCUAAACAACGAGCACGCCCUGGAUGAUCGGAGCACAGCCCAGUGUCGGGUGCAGAUGCAGGUUGUACAGCAGCUGGAAAUCCAACUUUCGAAAGAACGCGAGCGUCUUCAGGCCAUGAUGACCCACUUGCACAUGCGGCCCUCCGAACCCAAGUCAUCUCCCAAACCACUCAACUUGGUGUCCAGCGCUACCAUGUCAAAAAACCUGCCCUCGGCGUCGCCCCCUAACUUACCGCAGACGCCCACCACGCCCACGGCACCCAUCACCCCUAUGGCGGCCAUGCCCCAGGUACCCUCGGUGCUAGGCGGCGCCAACGUGCCCAGCAUGGGAGCCAUGCGGCGACGCCACUCGGACAAAUACUCAAUGCCUCUGUCGUCGGGUGGUGACACAGUAUUUAUUUUUCCAGAGAUUGCCCCAAACUACGAGUUUUAUAAGAACGCAGAUGUCAGACCGCCGUUUACUUAUGCAACCCUCAUAAGACAGGCUAUUAUGGACUCGUCCGACAUGCAGUUAACGCUUAAUGAAAUCUACAGCUGGUUCACGCGCACGUUUGCCUAUUUCAGACGCAAUGCUGCGACUUGGAAGAAUGCCGUGCGCCACAACCUGAGCCUGCACAAGUGCUUUGUACGCGUGGAGAACGUGAAAGGCGCCGUUUGGACGGUGGACGAGGUGGAGUACCAGAAACGCCGAUCGCAGAAGAUCACAGGAAGCCCAUCACUCGUCAAGAACCUGCCCUCCAAUCUGGGAUAUGGAUCGGCACUAAACGCCAGCCUACAGGCUGCCCUGGCAGAGACCACCCUGCCUCUGUUGGGGACCCCGGGCCUAUUGAACAGCGGUUCGCUGGGCGGCUGCCACGGCCUCCUGGGCGGCGACCCGUCCGGACUGAUGGGCGGAAGUCCGCCCGGGCUGCUGGGCGGCAGCCCGCCGGGCCUCCUCGGCAUCAGUCCCCCUGGCACCCUGAGCUGUAGCCCCCCCACCCUGUUGCAGUCCGCCCUCGACGACCUCAACGGCUCGCUGGACCACCUGGACACCAACGGACACGGCAGCCCCGGGUACUCCCCACUGGGUCACAUGCCGCCCGUGCACGUCAAGGAGGAGCCUCCUAACAUGGACGACGACGACUGUCCCAUGUCACUGGUGACGACGGCCAAUCACAGUCCAGAGCUGGAUGACGACCGGGAGCUGGAGGAAGGGAACUUAUCGGAAGACCUAGAGUGAUUUCCUUUUUUCUAUCCCUUAGUCUUUAUUUCUUUUCCUCCAAGGCCAGACUUCGAACAGAACCACUUCACAAAGUUCACGCAAACUGCCACCCACUCUCCUUUUGUUUCUCCCUCCCUUUCUCUCUCUCUCCUUCUCACCACUGGGACUAUUUAUUGAGCAUGCAUCCGGACGCUCCAAAGGAACUCUCUGGUGCAGCCCUUUGGGAUCGCUAACACUUACAUGUCAGGCAUGAGAUGCCUGCGAAAAAAAAACAAAAAACAAAUGUAUUUGAUCCAAGAUGGCGUGGCUACAAAGGAUGAUGGACUCAUGGAUGGAUGGAUAUAAGGAGGGAGGACAUAAAUGAGCGAAAUUCCAUCUGCCAAAAAGGAAGAAAAUAGGACCAUUUCGUUUGUGAAUAAGCAGAGCCACAGUAGUUGUUGAUGUCUAGAGACAAUUGCUGGUUCAAAUCAAGUCCGUUGUUUCUCUGCUUGUAUGUCGCUACAAUUUGUUUUUCCACUUUUUUGUCUUUUGUUGAAUUCAAAACUCUUUCCACGUAUCAUCUUCGACACCACCAACUGUAAAUGCCAUUCCCAAAGUUCUGAAUUGUUGCAGUCAAAAGUAAGGGAUACAAAUUGAAAUGUCACUCUGUAAAGCACCAUACCAACUGAACAUCCUGUCCAUCCUUAACCUCCACCUUCUGAAAGCUUUGUCUACCUGCAAGCAGUCAAAGGCAACAGCUAGAAACCAAAGCCCAUGCUAGCUUAUUGACAGAAGACGCCAAACUCAGCUACUUUGACCAAGAAGAAGCUUUCGUUCCGCAAAAACUACCUUCGACUAACCUCUGGGAUUAUUUCCUUUUAAGGCCUCCUGAAAAACGCUCCAUGGAGAUCUUCUAGCACGUGUACCGCAGGUUUCAAACGUAUUAAAAACGAAUACAAAAGCUGCAGGCCAGAGAGGAGCUAAAUAUCAAAGUGGAUCAUGACCAAAACAAGAAACGUGUGGAGAAGUGCAGAUUCAUUUUGUUUGACAUCGUGCUCUUUUUUUUUUUUUUUAUUGUUGUUUUUAAUUUAACCAGGCUGGUGAAUAUGUCAUGUUCUAAAUGGCACUGUCACGUCACGACUGAAACCACCGACGAACCAAACAUGACAAAAAUAUCUAGCAAAGCCAAAUAGUAUUCAAGUGGAAAUGGGUGUGGCAUGGUUACCACAAAAAGAGCAACAUACUACCACUUCUACUAAUAAUAAUAUUAAAAUAAUAAUAAUAAUAGCCAUGUCAGAAAGGUGAAAGGGAACCUUUUUUAGGUUAUGUUUGCUAUCCAUCUCGUCUACAGUAUAUCUAGCUGGAUGGAUGGAUGCCCUUACAUUUUGUCCCGCGGAAAUUGUUGUUGCUUUAAUUAAAACACUCAUUUCUGUUGUCAGGAAACCAAAGUUACACAAAAUUCUGCCUCCGCGUGUAUGGGAUUUUUUUUUUUUUUUUUUUUUUUUUUGUGAUCUCAUGAGAAUUUUAGUAGGAUUUGGUACAAAAUUUACGACACCAUGUUACAAACGUUGAAUUAUUAUUAUUAUUAUUAUGAUUUAACAAUUAAUGAUUGUCCAACAUAGUAUCUUGCUUUUGUAUCAAGUUUUAGUGCGAUUUUCUACAGAAUUCUCAUGAGAUGAUGGUACGUGAACAUAGAACCAGAGUUUGCAAUCUGCUAGCAUAUCGAUUAAAAAAAUAAAUAAAAUAAAAAAAUAAAUAAAAAAAAGCUGGGGAUAAACGCAUGCUGUCAAAGAAACCGGCACAAUGACGUGUCAGCCUGCCACAACCAAAGCGGAUACAAGCUGCAAACCAACCAACCAAGCAUUUAGCUUUGAGAACCAACCAGAACGCACGCGCUAGUUCCACGUGGCGAGAGGCCUAGUAACUUGAGUCAACAGGACUUUCUUAAUAAUCUUACCACACCAAAUAAAAGGGAUGUUAUGUCUUUAAAAAACAACAACAAAAAGGUUCUCCCACUUGUUCCCAAAAACAAUUUAAAAAAAAAAAAAAAAAAAAAAAAAAAAAGGCUUUGGAGAAAAAAAUAAAAGCUUCUACCUCUACUCAUUCCGAACAAUGACCACAGAUCGCACGAGAGCUCUUAGUUACACUUUCCCCACGUUUACAUUCCCCCCCCCCCCCCC